AUGUCACAUCAAGAGGCCAUAAAGGCUAAUAUCAAGGCAUUUGCCGCUGCAGAUGCUUAUGAUUCCAGGGAAUGUAUGCAGGUUCUUAGUAUGCUUGCCGCUAAAACCAUUGUAACUCAUGAUGUAUCCAUCAUUGAGACCCAACCAAGUACCACCGUAUACGGUAACCCUGAAGAAUUCCAAAGUGGGAUUAGUUUAGAAAACCUUAUUGGAAAGUCUGAAAUUAAAGAAACAUUUGAUGGUAAAAAGGUUAUGGAUUUUGCCUGUGGUACUGGACUUGUUACGGAAAAAUUAACACAUUUUUUGGAUAACAAUAAAGAAUCUACUGAAAUUGUUGGAAUUGAUAUUAAUCAACAAUUUUUAAAUUCAUUCAAUGAAAAGGCAACCAAAUUAAGUAACGAUAAAUUGACCAUAACCAGUGAAUUAUGUGACAUCUUGGAUCCUGAAAGACAACUGGAAAUUGAUUCUAAAUAUGGAGAACAAUUUGAUGCGAUUUUUUGUAGUGUUUCAUAUCAUCAUCUUGAAGAUUAUGUAAGAGUUACCAAGAAAUUAGUUACAUUUCUUAAGAAGGGUACCGGAGUAUUGUAUAUCCUUGAUUUUUAUAACGAAGAUGUUGAGCGUGAAGCUAGUGAAACUAGUGCAGUUAGACACAUGGGAGGGUUAAAAGUGGAAGCAUUGACAAAAUGUUUCCAAUCAGCAGGACUUGGUCAACUUUCAAUUGCAAAGGAAUUUGCCGUUAAAACUUGGCAAUUGGGAAAUUUUAUAGAGAAUCAUUGUAGACAAGAGACAAUUGAUAGAUUUAAUAAUGGUACUCUUGAGAAGAAAAGUUCAUCGUUAGGGGACGUUUAUUCCAUUGAAAUUAGUGUUAUAUUAGCAGUUGGAGUUAGACCUAAAAAUGAUGGGUAG
This is a messenger RNA of [Candida] anglica, 906 nucleotides long. NCBI's taxonomy places the organism in Eukaryota, Fungi, Ascomycota, Pichiomycetes, Serinales, Debaryomycetaceae. The record is from the annotation of a GenBank genome assembly.